AUGUUUCGUCUUGGUAUAGAAAAAGUCGAAAGUGUGGAUUCUGCCCAUUGGAGUGAGGUCCCAACGCAGCCCAAGACACUGGCCGAAGGAAUGGUCGAAGUCCAGGUCCAUGCGGCCGGAGUCAAUUACAAGGACGUGGUUGUGACAAUGGAACUCGUGCCAGGCGACGAGCGAAUGCUGGGCGGUGAAGCUGCUGGUGUUGUGACGAACAUAUCGCCGGAAGUUUCUGACCUGAAGAUUGGUGAUCGGGUGGUCGUCCACGCGCGUGCACUGCCCAUCGUCUACAUGACUACAAUUCACUCCCUCUUUAACCUCAGCAACAUCCAUGCCAGAAGUCGAGUCUUGGUUCACUCUGCCACAGGUGGCGUUGGAAUCGCAGCAGUUCAACUAGCUACAUACGCUGGCGCCGAGGCCUGUAUCUUUGCUACGGUCGGCACAAUCGAAAAGCGGCAGUUCCUCAAGGAAACCUUUGGUCUGACAGAAGACCGAAUAUUCGAUUGCCGCAGUACAAGCUUUGCUGAAGAAAUCAUGACUGCCACUGGCGGUCGCGGAGUUGACGUAAUUCCGAACUCACUCACUGGCGAUAUGCUUGAAAUAUCGUUCCGCACCUUGGCAGAUGGUGGUAUAAUGAUUGAACUAGGCAAGAAAGACAGUGAAUUCACGUUGCAGAAGUUCCUUGCUCGAAACAGCCUGCCCAUGGAGCCUUUUGAUCGAAACAUAUCGUUCAGGGCCGUCGACAUGUCUCAUCAUGCCAAUCCUUCCGCCAGGCUUUUAUCAAAAUUAUUUAAAUUCAUCGAGGGCGGACAUGUGAAACCCAUUAAUCCUAUCCACCCCUUUGGCUUUGAUGAUCUAUCUUCGGUCAUUCGAUUCGUACGAGCAGGCAAGCAUAUUGGUAAAGCUGUACUUUCGUGCAAAUCGAGCGCAAGCAGCAAAGUCUUGGUUCGCAGAGCUCCACCAGUCAUUCGGCUGCGGGCAUAUGGCUGCUACCUGAUUGUGGGCGGCCUUAGAGGACUGUGUGGCUCUCUAGCCAUCCAUUUGGCCAGGGUCGGUGCCGCAAAUCUGACAGUCAUUUCGCGCAGCGGAUACAGCGAUGACAAGUCGCAACGCGUGAUCAAGCACAUCAACGAGCUUGGUGCGAAGAUUGACCUUCUGACAGCGGAUGUAACAGAUCAAGGUCAGGUCAAGCUGGCCUUUGGCCAAACAACGAUGCCUAUUGUUGGAAUUAUCCAAGGUGCCAUGGUGUUACGAGAUCGCCCUUUUGACGCCAUGAACAUUACCGAGUACCGCGAAGCGACGGCGUGCAAAAUUGAAGGAACUUGGAACCUACACCGGGCUGCUGAAGACUUGAACCUUGAUCUCGACUUUUUCACCAUGCUUUCGAGUAUCAGCGGACUUGUGGGAACCAGAGGUCAAGCAAACUACGCGGCGGCGAAUACCUUCAUGGACUCCUUUGCUGCCUACCGUCGGCAUCUAGGUCUGCCCUCUUGCUCCAUCAACCUUGGAAUCAUUGAAGAUGCUGGAUUCCUCGCCGAUCAUGAUGGUUUCAUAGAUAAGCACUGUGACCAGUGCGUAUUCCACAGCAUCAAUGAUCCUUUGCUGUUCAAGAUCAUUGACUUGUCCAUCCUACAACAAAGCCAAGGCUCGCCAGGGACCAUGCCGAUCGCAACACCCAUGAUUACCGGUGUAAGAACACCACAACCUGCAGAUUCGCUCCUAGCCACAGAUGCGCGCAUGGCUGCCUUGUUUACGGACAAGACGGACAAGUCCAUGCAUGAGCGUACAGCAGAUGCUCGCGGCAGCGUGGCCACACGUGCACUCAUGUUGCUUGUCAAGUCCAAGUCAGCUGAGCCGUCAGAUGUGCUAGCAGCAGCAAUUGAGGCAGUCAACCAAGGUUUCAUGAAGAUCCUGCGGCUCUCUGAAACCAUGGAUCCAGAUAGACCGUUUGGUGUUUAUGGAAUUGAUUCCCUGGCUGCAGUGGAGAUACGGAACUGA
Pestalotiopsis fici W106-1 is the source of this 1992-nucleotide messenger RNA. RefSeq lists its product as uncharacterized. The record is from RefSeq and is a predicted model, not a curated record. Gene Ontology annotation, biological process: secondary metabolite biosynthetic process; fatty acid biosynthetic process. The transcript has 7 exons. Lineage: Eukaryota; Fungi; Ascomycota; Sordariomycetes; Amphisphaeriales; Sporocadaceae. Bases 1 to 1992 code for a protein of 663 amino acids. Gene Ontology annotation, molecular function: fatty acid synthase activity; oxidoreductase activity.